Messenger RNA from Mastomys coucha (southern multimammate mouse), 1738 nucleotides. It is a transcript of the gene Sfr1, whose product is annotated as SWI5 dependent homologous recombination repair protein 1. Gene Ontology annotation, biological process: positive regulation of DNA-templated transcription; double-strand break repair via homologous recombination. Bases 130 to 1227 code for a protein of 365 amino acids. NCBI's taxonomy places the organism in Eukaryota, Metazoa, Chordata, Mammalia, Rodentia, Muridae. The record is from RefSeq and is a predicted model, not a curated record. Gene Ontology annotation, cellular component: Swi5-Sfr1 complex. The transcript is spliced from 4 exons.
CAUCCGCCUGCUCCGCUCAAGCUAGCCAAUCGCACGUCUCUCCUCGGUGAGGCUCCACCCCCGGGGCGAGGUCAGUGUACUGCGGGCGCUACGCUGGUGGUGUGUGUACGCCGCGUCUCUGCUGGGAGCAUGGCUGAGGAAGGAAAUAAGGAGUUCACUUCCAAGAUGGAAAACCCAUCAGAUUCAGCAUCAACUGCACCUGAUGCUCCUCAGACCAGUGAGAAUCCACCAUCACCCCCGACUUCACCCGCUCCUAAGACCAGUGAGAAUCCAUCAUCACCUCUGACUUCAACUGAUGCUCCUAAGACCAGUGAGAAUCCACCAUCACCCCCGGCUUCGCCUGAUGCUCCUAAGACCAGUGAGAAUCCACCAUCACCCCCGGCUUCGCCUGAUGCUCCUAAGACCAGUGAGAAUCCAUCAUCACCCUUGACUUCACCUGAUGCUCCUAAGACCAGUGAGAACCCACCGUCACCCCCAACUUCACCUGCUCCUCAGACCAGUGAGAAGAAUCCACCAUCGCCCCCGACUUCGCCUGAUGCUCCUAAGACCAGUGAGAAUCCACCAUCACCCCCGACUUCACCUGCUCCUAAGACCAGUGAGAAUCCACCAUCACCCCAUUCGAACAGUUCAGGAAAACAACCUCUGACUGGAACACCUAAAGAAAGAUUAAAGAAAGCAAGAUCUUCAUCUAAUUCUUUUUGUAGUGUGGUGAAGCGUAUUAAGUUAGAGAAUGAAGAAAAUGAUCAGACCCUGUCAGAACCAGGAGAGUCUUCAAAAGAAGAAAAUUGUUCAAAGGCCCAAGAAAGCUUGAAAAACAAAGACAAUGAGCCUGAAAAAGAGAGCUCAGAGAAUAAAAAUACAUGUGAAUCUAAGUCACCUGAUACUGGGUCAUCUAGUGCCCUCCCAAAAGAGUCUGUGAAGAAGACGACUAAACAACUUUUAAAGGAAGAAAAAGCAAAACUGACUAGGCAGGUUCAAGAGAAGGAAGACCUUCUUCGGAGGUUAAAGUUAGUCAAGAUGUAUAGAAUAAAGAAUGACGUGACUGAGUUAGAGAAUUUAAUAAAGAAGUGGAGAAAAUGUGGCCAGCGGCUGCUGUGUGAGCUGCAGUCGAUCAUGUCCGAGGAUGAGGAUGAGAAGCUUACCCUCACCGAGUUGAUUGACUACUAUGGGAUAGAUGACACCUUGCUGCACUAUAAUAGACGUGAGGAAGAAUUUACAGGGGUUUGAGAUUUUUUUUCAGGCAAUUCCCCCUCUCUUCUUGGGGUUGAUGGGAUCAUAUGUAGGCCCCCCCCAAAAAUGUGCUCUGUUCCUGAGCUGUACACUUGGCCCCUUUACAGAUAACUUUGAGAAGGCAAUGGAAAAGAAAUUUCUUAAAGGGGAAAAAAGAUCUAAGCUGUUGUGGCUUAGAGGGAGGAAUGUUGAACAGUUUGGGAUGUUCUGACACAAUUGUAAGACGAAGCUUAGUAUUUUGGAUAUGUUUGCUAAAGAAAAUAUUUAAGUAUAAAAAAUGAAAAUUGUUUAAAGGGAAGUUUGGGUAAUUCUAGAAACCAGGGUUAAUACGUUGAUUUUGGGGGCAAAAGGUUUUAUAUUCAGUAUUAAAAAGUAGUCUGUUGAAUGUCUAAACCUCAAGUGGCAUAAAUGUAAGCUGCCCCUCCUGAGUUUAUAGACUUGUUCUCGUUUGCUUAACAUACCUGUUUGCUAAUCUAGCAACCAAUUAAAACUUACAUGUCUACAGUUU